Molecule: messenger RNA, 1908 nt
Organism: Fomitiporia mediterranea MF3/22
Lineage: Eukaryota; Fungi; Basidiomycota; Agaricomycetes; Hymenochaetales; Hymenochaetaceae
Exons: 11
Coding region: 1-1908 (635 amino acids)
Molecular function (GO): RNA binding
Source: RefSeq, a predicted model, not a curated record
AUGAGUCGCCACCAUCCGUAUGGUGGAUAUGAGGGAGGUCCCCGCAGGGGCAACUCCUCUGGUCCAGGUCCAGACCGCAGUACGCGAUUUUCAUAUGAUAGGGGAAGUGGUUCGCCACGCGGAAGAGGGCGCGGUCGCGGAGGUUAUAAUAACGCAAAUCACUACGGAGGCGGUGGAGGAUACGGUCAGAGUACAAGUUACGAUUCCGCAACGCCAGAAUCAUACAAUCAGUGGGACAAUAACUCUCAAGAUUAUUAUGGUCAGAGUGGAAGUUAUGGCGAAGCAUAUGCACCAUAUGGUGAGGCCUCUGGAAGCUACAAUGAACAAGGAUAUGGAAGCUACGAAGAUGGUUCACCAAACCGCAGAGGCCGUGGUGGUGGUCGCGGUGGUGCACCAGGAGUGCCUCGCCGCGAACGAGAUGACAAAGUCCAUGAUUCUUUGAUUGAGGAGAGGAUAAUGCGUGAACGGCCCUGUAGAACGCUAUUCAUCCGCAACAUUAAGUAUGAGACAAACAGUGACGAUGUUCGCGCAAUAUUCGAAGAACACGGGGAAAUAAAAACUUUCUUUGAUCUUAUUGCGAAUCGAGGCAUGGUGUUCGUUACAUAUUAUGAUUUACGCGCAGCAGAGCGCGCCCGUGAACGCCUGCAAGACACGGACAUCUCCGGCCGUCCAAUUGAUGUACAUUAUUCCCUACCUCGUCCGGAUGAAGUAAAUAGUAAGGACCCCAAAGAUCGUAAUCAGGGCACGCUUCUCGUGACUCUACGCAGUUCGUCUUCUCCGAUCGACGACAAUGAAGUUCGCCGAAGAUUCCAGCAGUUUGGCGAUGUGAAAAGUGUGAGAGUCGGUGACAAUAUGCACAGUGAACGUUACGUAGAGUAUUUUGAUACUAGGAGCUGCGAGGAUGCAUAUGACCGAAUGCAUGAUCAGCCGUUCCAAGAUGGCAUUCUGGAAGUCCAAUAUUCAUCCGAUAUUCCCGACGUGCCACUUCCGCCCGGUCCAAUUCCCCAAAGGCGGCCGGACGAGAGAUCAACCCGUGGAGGUCGAGAUUAUGAUGACCAUAGUACUCGGGGACAUCGAGGUGGACGUGGUGCUCCUCGUGGAAGGGGUGGCUUUGCAAGAGACGAUUGGGAUCGGCGGGAUGACUGGGACCGUGAUCGUGACCGUGAUCGCGGUUACCGUGAUGAUUACGACGGAGGAGGAGGACGGGCCCGUGGCCGCGGACGCGGUCGGGGGCGUGGAGGAGGCUUUAACGACCGUUAUGAUAGCAAUAGAGGCAGCGACUAUGGUGGUGCGCCGCCUGCUAGCGGGUACGGGCAGCCUUCGCCCUCUGGCCCUCAACCUCCUUAUGGCCAGCCUUCUACGCCCUCUGCACCGCCCGUCGACGAGCGAUUGGAACAAGCAAGGAAAGUACAGCAAUUGCUCGCUGCGUUGAAGCAACCUCAAGCUGGUGGACAAGCGCCGCCCUCUGCACCGCCGCCAGUAUCAGGGCCCCCGCCUCCCCAAAUGCCGCCCAGCGGUUCGGGAUUCUUCCCUCCACCUCCGUCUAUGCCUGGUAUGCCGCCUCCAUCGACGUACGCUGGUGGCCCACCUCCUGUGCCGAAUCCAUAUGGUGCACCACCUCCCCCACCCUCGAACCUCCAGCAACCUGCGAACGGCGCUCCGCCUGGUUCAAUACCGCCCUCCCUAUCGGGUCUGCCACCAAAUGUACUUGCAAUGCUGCAGCAGAUGACACCAGGGCAGCCAAACGCUGCGGCGCCACCACAGAUGCCUCCUGGGAUGCCUCCUCCUUCCGGAGCGUAUGGUGUUCCGCCCGCACCACAGGGUGCUCAACCUGGCGCAGGAGGUGCGACUGCGCAGGACUACCAGCAGUUGAUGUCGUUCUUGCAAGCUCAGGCAGCGAAGCGAUAA